This is a messenger RNA of Myripristis murdjan (pinecone soldierfish), 3365 nucleotides long. RefSeq names its product poly (ADP-ribose) polymerase family, member 8 (gene parp8). Bases 183 to 2834 code for a protein of 883 amino acids. Lineage: Eukaryota; Metazoa; Chordata; Actinopteri; Holocentriformes; Holocentridae. The transcript is spliced from 26 exons. Gene Ontology annotation, molecular function: NAD+ poly-ADP-ribosyltransferase activity. The record is from RefSeq and is a predicted model, not a curated record.
UGGAGGGAAGCUCGCGAGCAGAGGAGCCACCACCUUCGCACGGAAUGCUAGUGAGCACCCAGCUGGUCCGAGCAGCCCGCAGCAGCCUCCCAGCCCCGCUGUAGGAUUACACUGUCUGUUGUCUGAGCCGAGGAGGAAGAGGAAGAAGAAGCACAAGCAGCUGUUCCAGCGGGUUUUAUUUGAUGGGGAUGUGUUCAAGGCAGGAGCGAAUACAACAAGACGUCGACAUUGUUAUUGAAAGGUGUAAGGCAGAGAAAGACUGCCUUUUCUCCGAUUUCCGAUACUCUGACGCCACGUUCACAUUCACAUACUCUAAAGGACCAAAAAGAAUUUCUUAUUCUGUGCAUGUCUCCGAUGACUAUCCAGACAACACAUAUGUAUCAAACUCUGAAAAUGAUGAUGAAGUUUUAAUCACAACUGAUCCAAUUCCUGUCAUUUUUCAUCGAAUUGCAACAGAGAUAAGGCUGAAUAACGAUGCCACCAGCUGCCUGUCUCUCAGAUCAAAACUUCCAAUAGACAAAAACCAGUGUCAUUAUGCCAUAGAAGAAGAUUCUGAGGGGGACAAUGACUCUGAGGAGUUCUACUAUGGAGGUCAGGUGAACUUUGAUGAUGAACUCCACAAGCAUCCCCUCUUGGAGGCUGAUCUUCAGGCUGUGAGAGAUUUGUACGGACCUCAUGCAGUAUCUCUCAGGGAAUAUGGUGCAAUUGAUGAUGUGGACAUUGAUCUGCAUAUUGAUGUCAGUUUCCUAGAUGAAGAAAUUGCGCAAGCAUGGGAUGUGAUUAGGCGUGAGCCUGUUAUUGUGCGGCUUCACUGCUCACUAACCCAGUACCUGAAUGGAACGGUCCCAACAGUUGAUGUUUUCCAGGUGUCCACAAAAGACAGGUUUGGCCUGGGACAUCAGCUGAAAAAGAUCAUGCAGACAUUUGUCACCCAGCAGUGGAAGCAUCAGAGCAAAGAGAAGCUCAACUGCCCUCACAGCAAAAAGCAGAAUGACAAGAAAGUCAAAUCUCCACUGCAUAUAUUCUCAACUCUCCGCAGGUCUCCCAGCUAUCCUCCUCCUGGCUGUAUUAAGAGUAAAAAGAAGCUCAAGCCUGAGCAGGACUGCAUGUCCAAGUCCCAUCGCCUGCUUCGUAGAACCUGCUCUAGUAGUGUCAAGCAAACAGAGGUGGAUGGCUGUAGCCCUGGCUCUAGCAAGCUGGCCCACAAGCUCUUUGGCCACUCCGUGUCUGGAGACUCCCGCAUGGAGUCAGCUGCUCCGACACCUCUCAAAACCCACCGCCUCCUGGGUCAUUCUUGUUCCACAAUGGUCAAACCUGAAGGUAGCCCUGCGGGACUCAGGGUUCCUCAUAAACUCCUUCCACGCUCAUGUUCAAAUGACCCUCACUGUGACCACACUGGUGGGGAUAUAGGCUUGGGUGGGAUAAGUGGGGGCAUUAGCACGAGUCUCGGAGUUGGAGGAGGUGGGCUGAAGACCCACAGAUUACUGAGCAGAUCAUGCUCCGGUUCUAUUAGAACAGAGGAGAUGGAUGGACUGAAGCACCACCACCGGCUGCUCAGCAGGUCUUACUCCAGCAGCACCAAGAUUGGCAAAGGAGACAUCUUCAAGGACCCGACGCCUGAAGUUAGGCGACUCUCUCUUACCUCAGGGCUUAUCGGCAUCUUGGCCCCAUCACUUGCCACGCCACCAACGCCAAACCAUGGUGCCAAAUCCAUUCCAGUCAGAGAUAAAGGCUUUCUUGUCCAGAUAAUGGAGUAUGCAGAACAAAGGAUUCCUGUUCUUAACGAGUUUUGUGUUGUGUGCGAUGAACCUCAUGUGUUCCAGAAUGGGCCAAUGCUGAGGCCUACGGUGUGUGAGAGGGAGCUGUGUGUGUUUGCCUUCCAGACACUGGGAGUGAUGAAUGAAGCAGCUGAUGAAAUUGCCACUGGAGCUCAGGUGGUAGAUUUAUUAGUGUCCAUGUGUCGGUCUGCGCUGGAGUCACCCAGGAAAGUCGUUAUUUUUGAGCCAUAUCCUUCUGUGGUGGACCCUAAUGAUCCGCAGACCCUGGCCUUCAACCCAAGGAAAAAAGACUACGACCGAGUGAUGAGAGCCCUCGACAGCCUUACAUCUAUCCGAGAGAUGACCCAGGCACCUUACUUGGAGAUAAAGAAGCAAAUGGACAGACAUGACCCACUGGCUCAUCCAUUACUGCAAUGGGUAAUAUCCAGUAACAGGUCACACAUUGUCAAACUCCCAGUUACCAGACAACUGAAGUUCAUGCACACACCACACCAGUUCCUCCUGCUUAGCAGUCCACCUGCCAAAGAAUCCAACUUCCGUGCCGCCAAAAACCUGUUUGGGAGCACUUUUGCUUUCCAUGGUUCCCACAUAGAAAACUGGCACUCCAUUUUGAGGAAUGGACUGGUCGUGGCCUCUAAUACCAGACUUCAGCUCCACGGCGCCAUCUAUGGCAAUGGAAUCUAUCUCAGCCCCAUGUCUAGCAUAUCCUUUGGCUACUCAGGGAUGAACAAAAAGCAACAGAAAGUUACUUCAAAGGACGAAAUGGCAGCAAGCAGCAAGACCAGUGUACAUUUACAGUCACAAAAGAAAGGAGAACAGCCUCAGUUCUUGCAAAGUCGGAAUCUGAAGUGCAUAGCCUUAUGUGAAGUGAUCACUUCCCCUGACCUGCACAAACAUGGAGAUAUCUGGGUUGUGCCCAACACAGACCAUGUCUGCACAAGGUUUUUCUUUGUCUAUGAAGAUGGGCAGGUGGGAGACACAAGUAUCAAUACUCAAGACCCUGGCAUCCAUCGAGAAAUCCUCAGAGUUAUCGGCAACCAGACGGCCACAGGAUGAGCCAACAUGCACACAAUACUGCUGCUUCCACUACUUCACCAUCAACCUCCAUAGAAAGCUGGAUCCGUGGGCCAAGGUGGGCUCCAGUCAGAAUACACAGAGUUUUCACCAAAGGAUGAAAAUCCACAAAGUACAACAUUGAUGCUUAAAAAACCUUGAUAAACCAGAUCUGAAACUAAAAAACAAAUCAAACUCUGUAGAAAGAAACAUUUUCUAGGUUUAUAUGUACCGUGGAAAAAUUCCAUUUUUCUGAAGACAAUGACAUGCCUCAGUGUAACUGUAGGCCAACUCUACUUUUCUAGAGAACAUUUGAAACGAGAAAAACAAAAUAUUUUGAGACUUUUGCUGGUAGUUAAGGGGCCUUUUCAGGAAAUAAAAGUUAUUUGUGUUUUGAAAAGGUACCAUCUGUUCUUGUUUACUAAGAGUUGUACCUUUUUAAAGUACAAUGUAUUUUCUGUAUACUGGAGCCGUUGAUAUGCACUUUAUUUUUUGAAUGUAAUAUAUUUGUUCCAACUGGUCAUAACCUGAAAA